Messenger RNA from Biomphalaria glabrata, 5172 nucleotides. RefSeq names its product palmitoyltransferase ZDHHC15A-like. The record is from RefSeq and is a predicted model, not a curated record. Gene Ontology annotation, biological process: peptidyl-L-cysteine S-palmitoylation; protein targeting to membrane. Bases 1517 to 2617 code for a protein of 366 amino acids. NCBI's taxonomy places the organism in Eukaryota, Metazoa, Mollusca, Gastropoda, Planorbidae. Gene Ontology annotation, cellular component: Golgi apparatus; endoplasmic reticulum. The transcript is spliced from 2 exons. Gene Ontology annotation, molecular function: protein-cysteine S-palmitoyltransferase activity.
UUUUUACUUGUAUCUAGAUCUAGAAUAGAUUAAAGAUCUAGGUAGAUUUGAUAGAUCUAGAAAUAUCUUGAUCUAGAGAUCUAUAAUUUAUAUAGUCUAGUAUAGACUAUAGUGUCACUAUACUAGUCUAUAUAUAGGCGUAGCCAGGAUUUUUUUUCGGGGGGAGGGGAUUUUUUCUCACUCCCCUCCCCCACCCCUCGAAAAAAAAUAUUUAUAAGUAUUUAUGUGUGUGUGUGUGUGUGUAUACAUAAUCUUUAUUACAUUCUGACCCUUCAUUCUUUCGGAAGAUGCUUAUUGUGCCUUGGCCUUAGAAUAGGUUCUUCCUUUUUUAAAAAAAAAUCCUGGAGUUAGUGGAAAAAGUGUAGAUUCUCCGCCAUUGCCUAGGAGCUCCCCCAGCACGGGCCGCCGCCAACCAUUAUUUUUGAUUACAUCUAUACUAGAUCUAAGCUAGUUGUCACAGCAGUCUACCUCGAUUCAAGCAAGGCCGGCAAGGGCAGAGAAGCAAUCAGCACACAGGUGACACGAUAUAGACAAACGAUACACCAGCCAGCAGCGCAGUAAUUUGAAUAAUUCAGCUGGAUUUGGAUGCAUCCGUCCAUUCAACAUUCACAUUGUAUUAUCAAUCUACGUCUCUGUCUCGAGACAAAAGGAGCCAUCUAUAAUUAUAUAGACAUUAAUAGAUUAUAUAGAUCUAGACUAAAUAUCUAUUCUGUUACUAUCUAGACUAAGUCACAAAGUCACUAAUCUAGAGAAUAUAGAAAAAUAUAGAUCUAGAUCUUGAUUGAAAUGAUUGUUUCUUGAUUUAUUAGUAGAUCUAAAUCUAGAGACAAAAGAAUUUAGACAAUCUAAUUCUAAUCUAUAUUAGCUAGAUCAUAGCUCACUAAGCCCAAGCUGUCCAAGCUCAUAUAUGUAUCUCAGUAUUUGAUUCUGAUAUAUAUAAUAAUAAGACUGAAGACAAGUGAAAAGAAAGAUCUAGGUCAAGAUUUUACACCUCUCCAACUAUCUACAAUUUUGCUGACCUGAUUUGCUUGUGAUUUUGUCUUUUAGUCAAGCCCAAGCUAGAUCUAUUAGACACUAGCUAGACACUAUCAUAUAAUAUAGAGUCUAAUAUUCAUAGUAGUAGUUGAUGAUCAUAUAAUAUAUUUUAUAUAACAUAGCCUUAGGCCUAUGCGCCGUCUCUAGUAUCUCUAGAAGCUAUGACUUUUACUUAACACAACACAUCAAGUCAAAAGACCUGGACCUAGAAACUAGUAGGUUAGAUUUUAGAGUAUUAUAAUCUACCCUUGGUCUAUCAACAAUCACCUUAUUAAGAGUUGAACAUUAUAGCUCUAGACUAGAUUAUUAAUAUUAUAUAUAUAUUAAUUUAAACUUAGAUCUAGAUUCACUAGUGACUAGAUGAAGUAGAUCUUUUUUUUUUUAAUCCAUUAGAUGACAUUUAACUGAAAGUUUUACAGUACAUUAUUAUUAUCGAUUUAGUACUCUAGUCUAUAUUAUUCUGAAUCUAGUAUAACAGUGUAUGUUGAAUAACCAAGAUAAAAUGGCCACAAGUUUAAAAUGGAAACUUCGAGCAAUUAGUAUUUUUUGUCAAGUCUAUGUCUUCCUGUUUUGCAUUUUGACACUCUUAAAUUUAUUUUAUGUAACUAUUCCUACAAUUUGUUCCUCGGAUAGUUCAUCCUGGCUUCUGAAAACUGUUGCUUUGUGUGUAAUAGGCAACACACUAAGUAAUUACAUAUGCUUAAGAUACACAGCCUAUGUAUCAACUAUUUACUUGAAACAGCUCAGAAGAUCUAAAGUACAUACAGACCAGUAUACUAUGGGCACACUAAAUAGAUCAAGUAAUGAUCUCGAUGUGAAGGCUGCUAAGAGUCAACAAGAUCUUUCGUUCUUUGUCCAUUUAACAAAUUCUUUGCCACCAUCAACACCAAUAAAUAACAAUGAUCUAGAGACAAUUAGCUCUUAUAAAUAUCAAAGCUCUGAAUCCAUUUUCUUCUUGGAUACCAGCAAGAACUGGGAUAAAAGAACGCCACGAUUACUAGAGGACUGGCAUAUGUGCAGUGAUUGUAAAAUGUUGUCUCCACCUCGAGCCAGACAUUGUCACUUGUGUCAUGUCUGUGUUCUCAAAAGAGAUCACCAUUGUUUUUUUUCCAAUUGCUGUGUAGGUUUUCACAAUCAAAGAUACUUCAUUUUCUUUUGUUUCUAUGCAGCUUUGGGUACAUUACUUAACACCAUAGCCACAUUUUAUUAUCUGGAUCAACAUUAUAGCCAGCUUCAAACUUGGGGCUAUUUAGCUUAUACACCACCAGUAUUAUUGUAUUUCUGGAUAAAUAACUCUGUGAACAAUGCUCUCCUUACCUUGUUAGCAUUCCAGUAUUUCAGUACCAUAACUACAUUGGCUUGUUUCUACUACUUUGUAACUCAAUUCUUUUUGGCUUGCGCAGGGAUGACUAUGCAUGAAUAUGCCAAAAACAUCAAUGAAUACAGAGGAACUAUAUGGUCAAAUCUUUAUUCCGUUUUUGGAAAAUACUGGUUAAUAAAUGUGUUUAUUCCAAUGCCAAGUCUAGGCUACACCAGUGACGGCAUCAGCUGGGACAGAUUUUUUAAUACAAAGGUUUUGUGAUUACAUGUAUAUAUAUUGAAUCUAUGUUCCUAAUACAGUAUGUAAUUUUUUUUUUCAAACUCAAUUUUUUUUUACACAACUUAUAUCAACUCUGUCUGUCUGUCUGUGGUAACAUGCUAUUUUCCCCACACCCAAUCUCAGAUCAAGUUGAAAUUUCUUCGCACAAUUAUUCCUUGUAACGAAUACCUGACAAAACAAAAAAAAACAUUUAACCAAUUAGUUAAUUAACUAUUGGUACCGGUAAUUAAAUUAAUUAUUUUGUUUUGUAUCAAACUAGGAAAGAAAAUAUACUUGACAGAUGUUGUGAAAUCAGUCCCCUUUAUACUUAGGGGAUAAAGUACCCAUUUAAAAUUUUGAAACUAACAAUAGAUAACUAUAAAACCCUCAAUUUUUUAAGCACUUUGCUGGCAUAGUGGUUAGUGUAUUGGCCUGAGAGGCUUGAGCCUUUGAGUUUAAUUCAAGUAGUACAACUUUCAAAAAUAUUUUUGAUAUAGUUCACCCAGGUACCCCCUGUUUUGCCCCCUCCCAUUUCCCAACUAGUACAGACAAGUGAUAGAAUUAUUAGCGCAUCGAGAAACACAAAAGCAUGAAAUUGUGCUAAAGAAAAACUAUUGUUAAAAAUAUUUCUAACUGUGCUGAUUUAUUAUUGUUAGCCUAGACCUAUUAUAUGACUGAUCCAAACUAAUUGAUACAAUUACAGUUAAUAUAAGCUUUGUUUUGCUUUUGUAAAGUAUUUUUUAUAUUUUUACAAUGCUUAUAUCCACUCACUCUGUCUGUCUGUUAAAAAGUUUGUACACAUUAUUUCUCCCACACCCAAUUUAGGAUCAAGCUGAAAUUUUGCACAAUUUUUUUCUUUUACCUGACAACACAAGAAUCAAUUUAAAAAAAUUAGUUAAUUUAAAUUAACUAUAGGUGAUUAAUUAUUUGUUUGUUAUCUUGAACAACGGAAAGAAAUCAUACUUGACAGAUGUGGUAUAAGUUUUCAGACUGAUCCAAACUAAUUGAUACAAUUAGACAUAAUAUAAGCAUUUUUUUUUUCAAAAGUACUUUUUAUGUUGUUUUUUUUUUUACACUUGUCUGGUAAAAAGUUUGUACACAUUAUGUCUCCAACACUAAUUCUCAGAUCAAGUUUAAACUUGCACUAGACAUGAAUCAAUUAAAUAAAAAAAAAAGCAAUUAUUAAAUUUAAUAUUGGAAGUUCAUUAUUUUGUUUGAUACCAACAAGGGAAAUUAAUCCUUCAGUAUUUACAAAUAUGUAAGGUUUGGUCUAUUUAAAUAGUUGUACUUUCUAUUUCUCCCACACCUCUUCCUCGGAACAGGUUGAAACUAGAUCGCACUUGCCGUCAGGGCUGGUCCUACAGGUUGCGGGACCCUAUGCAAAACGGAUUGAUCGGGGCCUUAUUUGCGUUGAAAUAAAGAUAAUAAGUGAAAAUUAAGAUUUUGUAUCAGAAAAUAAAUUCGUCUUUGCAUUUUUUUAUUUAUAGUUUACUAAGUACAUAAUCACUGUUAAAUUAACUUUACAGUAGAUAGUAGUUUUCCAACAAAAAGCUGAUAAACAUUCAGAUCUGCCUUUUAGAUUUACUAUCGACUAGCAAAAUAUCGUUGUUUUUUUUUCGAAGAGGUCGCGUAGAUUUAGAUCUAUAUUUGUAUGCCAGUGACAUUUAAAGUAAAUUAAAUAUUUGAACUUCUUGUUUUGGUAAAAAUUCGGCUUAUUAUUACAUUUUUAUUAAAUGAAAGCUGACAAAGCUGUAUGGUUGUUUUUUUUAAUCGUGAGUAGGAUUGGCAUUUUCCAUAUUGAAUGACACCCCGAAAUGACAAUUUUGUCUGUUUUAAGGAGAUUUGCAUCAGUUUUCAGAAGAUUUUAAUAAUUUCAGGAGAUUUUCAUGACUUUUUCUUAUAUUUUAUAAUUUCAGGAGAAUUCCAGGAACCCUUUAAUAAGUUAAAAUGGUUUAAUGUAAUAAUUUAUACCUAGAAUUUGCAUCGCGCGGGGCCUAUAAAAGUACGGGGUCCACUGCUGCCGCAUAGGCUGCCAGUUGCCUAAGACCGGCCCUGCUUGCCGUUCCUUUGCAUCGCGCGGGGCCUAUAAAAGUACGGGGUCACUGCUGCCGCAUAGGCUGCCAGUUGCCUAAGACCGGCCCUGCUUGCCGUUCCUUUGGAUACAUCAGCUGCAUGAAAAAGGAGGAGGGGGGGGGGGACUCCUGUGUGGGCGACAUUGCUCUGACCAUGAGAUGAUCCAUAGUCUCUUCGGGAUUGAAGGGGAGGCCAUAUAUUGGUAAUAAUUUUGUUUGCUAUUGAAUAAGGGAAAUAACUUCUACAUUAUUGAGAUAUAUUGUUGUAUGUGCAGACUUUAAAGGAUGUUUUAAUAUUUUGCUUGAUCUUGUUUAUUAUUGUUUAAUGUUUUCUUUGAAGUAUUUUUUUUUGUUCACAUUUUUCUUGUUUACUCAUAGUUUGAUAAUUGACAAGAAUGUGAAGAUUUGCUCAAAAAUUUAAGACUUUACAAUCUAAGUGUGUAACUUAAAGAGAGAUGUAAUUCAAAUAAAAACAUCUAAAUGAUU